Schistosoma spindalis is the source of this 5083-nucleotide messenger RNA. NCBI's taxonomy places the organism in Eukaryota, Metazoa, Platyhelminthes, Trematoda, Strigeidida, Schistosomatidae. The record is from the annotation of a GenBank genome assembly.
GCAACAAUUGAAGAAAAAUGUAAGAGCCAAGUUUGAAGUUUAACCUUGUUGUUGUUUGUUAGUCUCUCUCUUUGCUCCUAGGUUGUACUUAUGGUUAAUACAACUAGCGAUUCGCCCUCGCUCGGUUAUCUACCUGUAUUUCUUCAGGGUUGCGCAACUCUGAAAGAACUGUCGCUUCCAUCUGCUGCUGAGAUUCGUAACUUCACUUGCCGAUGUUCUGGUAGAUUUGGUGAAUUUCUUUAAAAUACACCGUAGCUGUGUUAGCUUCUAACACAUGUUGUGCUGUCUGGUACUGAUUAAUUCAAAACAGGCUUCGUAGAUAGGCCAAUUGUAAUUGAUUAUUACUUUUUCCGAAACUUCGCUUUGCCAAAUCCUAUUUGCAGCGUCAUAAAUUAAUUUUCCAAGACAGGAAGCCCUUUCACUUUGAUCGCAGAAUGGAUUGUUGAAGAUUUAAGGAAUGUUUAGUAACUUCGCAUUCGUAUUCUGUGUUCGGUAUUCUCAAGAAAUCUGUUCGAAAUCCUUUUUACACUAAAUGUUCCUUGCCUGUAUGGUCAGUCCACGUGGCCUAGGCUUUUUGUUUUACAGAAAGUUGAUUGUCCUUUAGUUAAACUUUUCAUAUUGCUCUCGUAAUUUUUCUUACAUGAUUUCCUUACCUGGAGUCCAAACAGUCGACUAAACAGGAUUCAUAUGAUGGUCGGUUGUAUGUGUAUUUUAUAUUCUAGUCAUCAUCAACGUAAAGUCUGGCAUAAAUGUACGUUAUUGCAUGCUGCCAUAUCGCAACAUCAAGAUAAGUCGUCUUUUAUGAAUGAAUGAAAAGUGUAGUAGCGAGUAUAAUAAGAAUGACAAUGUCGAGAAUGUUACACAUAAUUUGUUUUUGUAGACCACACUGAUUUAAUUCACAUAUCCAUAUUUUCUCUUUCAGGUUUUCAACAAGCGAAAUAAUCUUAACUUUAAACAUAAACAUUCCUGGGUAGUUGUAGAAGACACUUAUAGCCGGACGGAAACGUAACAUUGCCAUAUUUUUUCUUGGAGUACUGAAGUUAUUCUUUGUUGUUUUAUUGUGUUAUGGGUUGCCACGUUUCAGCUGAUAGUUCUAAUAGCUUUACAUGGGACGACUAUCUUAAGAAAACAAACGGUCGCCCGGCGAAGUUGGAGUGCUUUAAACAGUCUCUCGUUCCUCCGCCAAACUAUUUCGAGGUGAAUACUAUUCUAGAAGCGGAAGAUCAACGUAGCGCAGCUCUUGUUCUCAAUCCAUAUUCAAACGACUUAAUAAAAGCACGUUAUGCUAAUAAUUCUACUAUUUGUAAUCAACAGUUGUUGGAGACCCCAUGUAGAAGGUCCAGUCUGAAUCCUCACUCCAGUGGAACUGUCCGACGCUUCAGAGCAGCUUCAUUCAGUUUAGCUCGAGUGAUAGAAACGUGUGGUCCACGUUUGAGAAUACGUUUGGUUGGAACUGAUGAUCGUAAUGAUUAUUGGUUCUUAGUUGAUUCCGAUCAAAUCAGACCUUAUCCUUCUGGAAGUCCACUACAACCACCCUUUGGUUAUAUGCAUAAUCAUCUUGUGUGGAAUCGUACUCUUAAGAAAGCAACUGAAGGAACGCGUUUUGCAGAUCCUUCGUGGUUCAUUUCACAACCACCAGAUCCAGAGGAUAAUUACUUCCAAGUGAAUGACAAAUUAGAGGCAGUAGAUCGUAGAAAUACUCAACUGAUAUGUCCUGCAUCUGUAGGCGCAGUGAACGGCCACCAUAUUUUGAUAAAUUUUGAUGGAUGGUCAGGAGCUUUUGACUAUUGGGCUCGUUUCGAUAGUCGUGAACUAUUUCCUGUCGGUUGGUGUAAAUCAGCCAACUACCCUCUUCAGCCACCUGGACCAAAUGUUAUACGUUCUCCAAUUAUUCAUUCAACCCCUAGUUUCUUGUAUGCUCAUAAUUCUGUUUCCCAAGCUCCAAGCAUCUCACCAAAAUAUCUAUCUAAAGUACUUACUAACAGUUGCAGUCAUAUCACAAAGACAGAUAAAACGUCCUCGUGUCCUCGUAAAAAGUUUGGACUUUCAAGAAGAAUUAAAUCGCAUGCAAAUUUAGUUAGGAGUAGUUUGCAUGACGAAACAGAAAGCUCAACACCUUUCAGGAAUCCUUGUGAGCUGUCAGCAAAACAACCUCUAAGUAUAAGGAGUUCAUUUUCUCCAGUUUUAUCAAUGCCAAAUCAUAAUAGCGUUGCUUCCGACCAUAUGGAUGCCAAUAAAAAUGAACGUGUUGAUUUGUUUGUGGAAACUAAUUCCCUAAAUACUUCACAAGUUGAUUCUUCCAUUCGGUCCUUGACAUCACCACCCAUUGUCCCUCCUGUUCUAGAAGAUGCAAGUGAUUCUUUAAACACGUUUUACUCUUCGUCUCCCCCUGAACAUCCUCCACGAAUCGAAGCUUCUGAAUUUGUAAGUGAUUCUUCGAACGUACGUCAUCGACGUUUCAGUGGCCCUUCCGAUUGCGUUGUGCGUCUUCAAGCGAAAUCGUCACUAAUACCAAUGUCCAACGUGUCACAUCCUUAUGAGCCAGAAUUGAAAUCAUGGAAAGUAGUAACAAAAACUAAGCAAAAGAGCAAACAACACAAGCUGAAGCGUCGCAGUGGAAAUUCAAAGAAGAAACGUCCCGAUAUAAAACAGAAAUUCAAAAUAGCCAAUUUAACUAAUUCGGUGCUGUGCGACUAUGAGUAUGUUGAUUCAGUUUCUCCUCAGUUGAAAGGCUUUUCUGAUGUGAGUCAAAACUAUGAAAAGUCAAUCGCUUAUCCAGAAGGCAAUCCCAAUUUGUACAAAAAUGAAGCUGCCAAUUCUACCGCUUUCUGCAAAAACGAUUCUGCAUUAACGUGUACUCCUGUCUUCAUGGGAGAUAGAAAGAGUUUAUUUAAAUCGGAGAACGAUCGAAGUAAUAGUGCAACCAUGGGGUCAAGUUUAGUCUUUCAAUCACAUAUCUCUCAUGAUAUCAUGCAUACGAAUGGCUGUUACUUUGACGAAAUGAAUUCCCCUUCUCAUGAUAAUUUAUCUGUUGAAACAUCCGAUUCACAUUUGUGGUUUUCUGGAAAGUUAGAAUCUAAUUCUAAUAAAUCUUCUUAUCCUAUGUACGCUCAUCAAAAUGUUGAUAGUUUAGAUAGUCAGAGUCUAACUACACAUCUUCCUUCGUCAACAGUAUCUCCUUCAUCACUGGAUAUCUUAGUUGGUGAAAUUUCACAAUAACUGAUCCAAUAUCAUAAUGAGUACUCUACGUUUAACUUCGAUAAAGCCUAUUUGUUUAUUCUUCUGCAUCCAACUGUCAGUCACUUCAAGUCAAGUGAAGUAUAUUGGUCGAAAAAUAUUAGACAAAGAAAAACACAAUACGCAUACAAACGAUAGUUUGAAGUUGCUGGCCAUAAUUCACUUAUCAAAAUUAUGUAUCAGACGACUAACAAGAGACAUUUCACUCAUCAGUUUUAACUGUUUGUGUAUAAAAUUUCAGAUUUAGGAUCGUUUCCUUUUCCUAAUCCUACUCAGUGGACCAUUGAAGAAGUAUACAACUACAUUACGGCUCGUGAUGCUACUCUCCUUGAAGCAGCGGAAAAAUUCAAACAUCAUGUAUGUUUUUUUGUCAUCAUUAAUGCUGUCCGUUUUUUCUUACUUAUUUCCAUAGCUCAAACCAAAGUGGGUCAUUCUUUUAUUUUACAAAUAAUUACUAGUCCUCAGGUUUUAUGUUAUGGUGUUUUUUCCAGCACGAACGAUGCUUUGUGUACAGGAAUCCAGAAGUCUUACGAAGUAGGUCAGGUAUCAAAUUGAGACUGGAAAACGCAAUAUGCUAAUUUAGGAUGUUUUUAGUUCUGGAUGAAAUCUUUUGUUACCUAGCAAGUUACAUUUUUUCGUAUUACUGCUGGAUUAAAAACUUGAUUAACGUUCUCAAUCAACCUUGUGUUGUAACACCGAUACUUUGAUAGUAAAAAUACCCCUUAUUGUGGUGUACAAAUCGCAUCAGUUAAUCGUGCAGUUCUCAAGUUUAUUAGUCUUAUAAUUAGCUGGACAACGUCAGUUAAUACUAAUGCUUGUAUUUAUUACAGAGAAUAAUUAGUUUGGUUUUUUCGAUAAACCUCCAAUUAUGACAAACCAUAUUAGCUUUGUCCACCGGUUAUGCGCAAUAUUUACCUCUUGAAACACUAGUAACCGAUUUUUUAUGUUGUAGUCGGUCAAGAACCGUUUUUGACGAAUUAAUCUCUAGUGCUAGUAUCUUCACUAGCUAUCUUCAUACUAUUAUUUAGCUGUAUUUUAAAUAAACUAGUGAAAAAUAAUAUAUUAAUAUUGGAGUCUCUGGUUAAUCCGAGUUGAUGACCGCUUUUAGUACUUUAUUUUAUCUAAUUUCAGUAGUUGUAAUACUAGUCAUUCAGUUAUACGCAAAACAGAACCUGACAUACGAGUAUAAGUAAAAUUAGCUGAAUUCGGUCAGAUCCCUCAGGCUUUACUUGUCUAAUAAAGGCACAUCGUUAGCUCUUGAGACGUUAAACGAACACUUAUGAUGGUUUUCUAUGGUUAUACAUUAAGUAUUCGUACCUUUUUUCCAUUGUAAAGUUUGUAUCUUUCUGCCAAUAUACUGUGUGGUCAGUGCAUCCAUAAAUUUGAUAUUGUAUUAUGUGUAUGAAGACUUAAAAAAAAUAAGUAGAUGUAUUAUAACUCUUCUGUUAUAGGAAAUAGAUGGCCAAGCACUUCUUCUUCUUAGCAUGGAAUCACUGCGUAAUUAUAUGAAGAUUAAAUUGGGUCCGGCUUUGAAAAUGGUUCAUCUUAUCAGUCGUCUAAAACGGGGGUUGCUGUAAAUGCUAGUCUUCGGAGUUUGACUUUUUUUUGAUCCUUUAUAUUUCAAUUAUACGAUCCGGACAAUAACGAUAUGUAGACGAUGAAUGUUCAUAAAUCUUCUUUAAAAUUUAUGUGUAUCUCUGUUUCAAAUCUAUUUUCUUAGUACUCAAAGCAACAGAUCUUUAUGAGUUCAAUGUAGUUGAAUUCAUUUGGUUAUAUAACUGUUCAAUACGAAAAAUCCUUUUGUCAACAAGACUUUUGUUUUUUCUCAUUAAAGCUAACGUUACCA